Molecule: messenger RNA, 1103 nt
Organism: Carica papaya (papaya)
Lineage: Eukaryota; Viridiplantae; Streptophyta; Magnoliopsida; Brassicales; Caricaceae
Product: Translation initiation factor SUI1 family protein
Biological process (GO): formation of translation preinitiation complex; translation reinitiation
Molecular function (GO): translation initiation factor activity; mRNA binding
Source: RefSeq, a predicted model, not a curated record
GUACCGUUUCUCCCACUUUCCCAAAAUCAGAAUCCCUGUCUCAGCCCUCGAAUCCCAGUUCGGUGCCAUACGAGAGACAGCCAUUCAUAGGGCACGGAGAAGAUAUAUAUAUACAUAUGUAUAUGUAUACAUAUAUCUGAUAAUAAGUCUGUUUUCUCGAUCACGCAAUUCAUAAAUCUAAAAAUACAGAGAAUCUAGAUAGUGCUUCAAUGGCAGCGAAACCCCAACCUGUAAAGGUUUUAUAUUGUCCUGCAUGCUCUCUUCCCGCAGAGUACUGUGAAUUUGGUCCUGAUUUCGAGAAAUGCAAGCCUUGGUUGCUCAAGAACGCCCCUGACCUCUAUCCAGAUCUCCUCAAAGAGGCAAAUGAAAAGGCAACUGAGAAGGUUUCUGACCAGCUCCAAUCGAUUGGGAUCUCUUCAGGUGCUGAUGGGGCAGCUUCUUCUGCUCAAUCAGGGGAAUCAUCUAAACCAGAAGAAGUAAAACGUCUUCCUGGUGGGAAAAUAAAGAAGAAAGAAAAACAGGAAGUUGUUAUUGAAAAGGUUGUACGCAACAAGCGCAAAUGUAUCACCAUUGUGAAAGGAUUGGAUCUAUUUGGCAUUAAACUUAGCGAUGCUUCUAAAAAGCUCGGAAAGAAAUUUGCCACUGGAGCAUCAGUUGUUAAGGGGCCAACUGACAAAGAGCAAAUUGAUGUUCAAGGAGACAUAGCCUACGAUGUUGUGGAAUUUAUUACAGAUACCUGGCCUGAUGUGCCAGAAACUGCAAUUUUCUUCAUCGAGGACGGAAAAAAGGUUCCCGCAUCUUGAAGGCGGAGCUUUCGGACAACUUUACAGUCUCAGCUACUUGAGAUUCAGCUGGAUGGAGAAGAAAUCACUAGUAGUUGAAAAAAACGACAUAGCAGUUGGUCGUUUCAUAUCGUUUUUAAGUGUUUUCUGGUCCUAAAUCAUGUUGCUUUUUGACUAGUUUCCUGCAACAGCAUGUAAUAAUACUAACAUGUAUUCUUUUCUUUCGCUUGUGUGUGGCCAAGCUGUUCCUUGUUACUAGCGAGAAGAGACUUGUUCUUUUGGUUGAGAAAUUCUUAAAACUAUAAGAAAAAUUAUUCCACU